CUUGCUGCCAACUCCCUCUCUCUCUCUCUCUCCCUGGCCUGCUGUUAAUGCUAGACCGACCUUCACUUUUCUCCGGUUCUCCAAUACUCUCGGUCGUUAGUACAAGUCUGCUUUGUAUUCCCCUUGGAACUUCGAGAAGGAACUUUUGGGUUAUAAUCGUGAACUUCACCCGGAAGUUGCGGAGGCGUAAACUGUUCGUGUCGAGAUCCCACUGAAACACAAAAAGGUUUGAAUCGGGAAGUGGCGAUACAUGGCUUCCAGACAGCAGCUCCAAAGUCUGGUCGAGGAGACAAUUUGUCCCAUUUGUCUGGAUUUCUUCACCGAUCCGGUUACACUGGAUUGUGGGCACAACUUCUGCCGCUUCUGCAUCACCCAGAGUUGGGAAAAGAAGGAGAUAAAUCCCUGCCCGGAAUGUAGAGAGGAGUUUCCGGAAAGAAACCUCAGGGUAAAUCGGGCCUUAGCGAAUCUGGCCGAGAAAGCUCGAAAAUUAAAGCUGGAGCCGAAAGAGACGAGAAAUAAAGUUCACUGCGAGGAACAUCAGGAAGAACUGAAGCUAUUUUGUGAAACUGACAAGAAGUUGGUCUGUUACACUUGCAGAGAUUCGCGGGAACACAGACAGCACUUCUUCCUACCGAUUAAAGAAGCUGUUGAAAGUUACAAGGCAGACAUAAAAUGUUUCUUGGACGCUCUCACUAAAAAGAAGACAGCGGCUCGAGAUAAGAAACUGAAACAACAACAGAAGAUUUCCGAAAUCAGGGAACAGGCGAGCAGUCUGCAGACCCACAUCACAUCCGAGUUCACUAAAAUGCACCAGAUUCUCACUGAGAAAGAGCAGCGUUUACUCAGAGAUCUCAGGGAAGAAGAGGAGAGGAUUCUAAAACCGAUGGAGGAAAAUCUCCGGAAAAUUCAAGAACAUGUGAAUUUUAUUGAGCAAGAGCUUUCGCAAUUGCUGGAUCAAGUGAAGCAAAACGACGACCUGAUAUUUCUGAAGGAAGAAGCUGCUUGGAAGAGAAGGAUUAGUGAGGAACGCCAGAUACUCGCAAUACAAGAUUUUGGCUUGUCAAACCUGUUGACCAGGAAGUUUGAUGGUCCUUUACAGUAUACAAUAUGGAGGGAAAUGAUUCAUGCCAUUAAUCCAGCUCCAGCAUCUCUGACUCUGGAUCCAAACACAGCGCAUCCCCAACUUAUCCUAUCUGAGGACCGGACCAAUGUGAGACACGGAGGCAAAUGUCAGUCAAUCCCUGACUGCCCAGAAAGAUUUGAUUCCUGGCCCUGUGUCCUGGGAAUGGAAGGAUUCAUAUCGGGGAGACACUAUUGGGAGGUUGAUGUGUCGAACAAGACUCAGUGGAGUCUGGGAGUGACCAGAGAAUCUGCUGAGAGAAAGGGGAAAAUUGACUUUAAACCUGAGACUGGAUACUGGAUUGUCUGGCUCGAGUCCAGAAGCUUCUUUUCAGCACUCACUGCACCUUCCUUAACCCCCCUUCCGCAAAGUGUGAAUCUCCAGAAAAUUGGAGUUUACCUGGACUAUGAGGGUGGCCAGGUGUCAUUUUACAAUGCAGACACCAUGUCCCGUCUCCACACUUUCACCCACACUUUCACUGAGAGGCUCUUUCCGUUCUACCAUCCUGGGUUGAAUGAUGGGGGUAACAAUUCUGCACCACUGAAAAUCUGUGGCUUUAAAUUUAAUAACAUAUCCAUCCUAUAAUUUUACCCCGAUCCCCCAAAUCCUUCCAACUGAUCGGUGUCAGUCUCAGUCACGGGUGGAGAGAGAAGCCAGGAACUGGGAACUGAAAGAUCAGCAAGGAGUUCAAUAGGGCUGAGGGAUAGAAGAAGGACAGAGAAGUAACAAAAUAGGUUCAACUGUAGUGAGAAAUUCUCUGGGUAAAUUGAGGUACCAACUACAGACAAACAAACAUAAUUGGAUGGAGAAAUUCAGCAGGUCUGGCAGCAUCAAAAAAGGAUCAAAAUCUCAAGUCUGCUAUUCUCUCUACUGAUGUUACCAGACCGACUGAGUUUCUCCAGCUAUUCCUGUUUUUAUUUCAGAUUUCCUGCAUUUGUAAUUCUUUGUAAUGUACAUAUGAACUUCAGGAAGCCGGCCCCUACUGUCUGUAGUACUCCUCAAUAGGAGACAGGUGGCACUACCUGAUGGUGUUGGUGAUGAAUCAGUCAUGAUUUGGAAAUGCUGGUGUUGGACUGGGGUGUUCAAAGUUAAAAAUCACACAACACCAGGUUA
This is a messenger RNA of Hemiscyllium ocellatum (epaulette shark), 2233 nucleotides long. RefSeq names its product zinc-binding protein A33-like. The record is from RefSeq and is a predicted model, not a curated record. Bases 251 to 1705 code for a protein of 484 amino acids. The transcript has 6 exons. NCBI's taxonomy places the organism in Eukaryota, Metazoa, Chordata, Chondrichthyes, Orectolobiformes, Hemiscylliidae. Gene Ontology annotation, molecular function: protein binding; zinc ion binding.